UUCAUAUGUUCAGUUCUCAGGCAGACUUCUGCGGUUGUCCACUGUAGAACCCCAAAAACAACCAAACUAACAAAACCAGAAUAAAAAAAAAACUGAGAGGGAGUAAUCUGGAGGACCGCUCUUUCACAAACUGCACUGAAGACGUGCUGAGGCUUUUCACAGCGUUAUAGAGAGAAAAUAUGGCUGCUUCUACAGUAGAACUGUACACUGGUGCACUUAUGCCUUUACUUGGAUUGGGAACCUGGCAGUCUGCACCUGGUGAAGUUCAGGAAGCCGUAGAGUUGGCCAUCGACAAUGGAUAUCGACACAUUGACUGUGCACACAUAUAUGGGAAUGAGAAAGAGAUUGGAGCUGGGAUUAAUUCCAGAAUUCAAAAAGGAGUGGUAAAAAGAGAAGACAUGUUCAUUGUUAGCAAGCUGUGGAAUCAUUUCCAUGAGCAAGAAGAAGUUAAACCAGCUUUUAUGAAGACAUUGACAAAUCUGAACCUGAGCUACCUAGAUCUCUACUUCAUGCAUUCACCAAUGGGUACUAAGCUACACAAAGACCAGUCUGAAGCAGUGGAGUCCUCUGAUGUUGAUUACAUAGAUACUUGGAAGGAAAUGGAAAAGCUUGUGGAUGAAGGCCUGGUGAAAGCUAUUGGUGUGUCUAACUUCAGUGUCGCCCAGCUGGAGAGAUUAUUGUCAGCAUGCAGAAUUAAGCCAGCAGUCCACCAGGUGGAACUGCACCCUUACCUGACACAGCCUAGAUUAGUGCAGUAUUGCAAGUUCAAGGGAAUUGUCCUGACAGCAUACAGUCCACUCGGCUCUCCAGAAAGACCAUUUAGACGAGAUGAUGAGCCGGUCCUUCUUGACGAUCAUGUAGUAAAUGAGAUCGGAAAGAAUUACGGAAAAACAAGUGCACAAGUGCUCCUCCGUUACCAUGUCCAGAGAGGUGUUGCAGCAGUUCCAAAAAGUGUCACUCCAUCACAAAUUAAAGAAAACAUUCAGAUAUUUGACUUCAGUCUGUCAGAAGAUGAUAUGAUAACUUUGGAAGGACUGAAUAGAAACUGGAGAAUCGCAAAGUGGGAAUUCGAUGGGUUACCUAACCACAAAUUCUACCCUUUUAAGGAAGACUGAGAUUUCAUGAUGUCAUAAAAUAAAAAGGGUAAAGCAGUGAAGAAGACUUUACAAGGAAACAAGCCAGGAGGGAAAAAUGCUUCUUACGAAAAUGAGUUUCAAGGAAAGAGCUGCUUCUUAUUCGACAGUAUGACUGCCAUUUUCCUGCAGAACUUUGAUUCCAGUAAAAAUGUCACAUAUCUGUAUGAUUAGUCACAUUUAAAACAUUUUAAUUACUUAACCAAUGAGCAGAAUGGAGUACAUUUUAAUCUGCUACAAUUGCACUUGACAGGUUUAAGAUGUCUCUUGUAGUAAGGAUUUGCCAGUAAUAAAAUGCAGAGUAUCAA
Messenger RNA from Protopterus annectens (West African lungfish), 1441 nucleotides. RefSeq names its product aldo-keto reductase family 1 member B1-like. The transcript is spliced from 11 exons. Gene Ontology annotation, molecular function: aldose reductase (NADPH) activity. Lineage: Eukaryota; Metazoa; Chordata; Ceratodontiformes; Protopteridae. Gene Ontology annotation, cellular component: cytosol. The record is from RefSeq and is a predicted model, not a curated record. Bases 180 to 1115 code for a protein of 311 amino acids.